ACAUUCCACUUCCAUCUUCUCCACGUUUGCUCUGAAGGGAAACUCUGGUUAAAACACCAUGGACAGGGAACAAGAAGAGAUGCAGUUUCUGGGGCUCUUUGGAAUCUACAAAGAAUCCUGCAAGGUCAUCUACUCAUACUGGAAGAUCUUCGCCAAGAUCACCCUCUGCCUAAUCCUCCCUCUCUCCUUCAUCUACCUUGCUCACAUUGAAGUCUCCAACCUCCUCCUAAGCAAGAUCAUGUUCACCGAGCUACGUCGGGACUUCACUCCAGUUGGCACCUCUCGCUACCACAGGCUUUCCGAUCUUCUCUCAAAAGAAUGGACUUACUUCAUCCUCUUCAAAGUUGUCUACUUCACUUUCUACCUCAUCCUCUCUCUCCUCUCCACCUCUGCUGUUGUGUACACUGUUGCCUGCAUCUUCACCGGACGUGAUCUUACCUUCCGUAAGGUCAUGACCGUUGUUCCCAAGGUCUGGAAGCGUCUCAUGAUCACUUUCUUAUGUAUCUUCAUUGCCACAGUUGCUUACAGCAUGGUAGCAACUUUAGUUUUUGUUUCUAUUGAUUAUUUCCUUGGGGGAACUGCCGCCACCGUUCCGCUGCUCAUUAUCUUUCUCAUCCUGUACACCGUUGGGUUCAUCUACCUGAGCGUAGUCUGGUACCUGGCCUGCGUUGUAUCAGUAUUGGAGGAGUCAUACGGCCUAAAAGCCAUGAUGAAGAGCCGGCAGCUGAUCAGGGGCAAGCUUAUAAUUGCCAUGGUUAUAUUUUUCAUGCUCAUUCUCUCUUUUUUGUUAGUUCAAUACGCGUUUCAGAUGCUGGUGGUGUAUGGACGUUGGGGAUUGGUGCCCAUGGUGGACCGGGUGUCGUAUGCAAUCCUCUGUUUCUUGGUGCUUUCUAUGUUGAAUCUGUUUGGGCUGGUGAUCCAGACAGUGAUCUACUUCGUCUGCAAGUCCUACCAUCAUGAAAACAUUGAUAAGAUGGAGUUAUCAAAUCACCUGGAGGUUUAUUUGCUAGCAGAAUAUGUUCCAUUGAAGGGCAAGGAUGUUCAACUUGAGGAAUACCGGGUUUGAUUGACUUUGAUGUCAAAUUGAUAUUAUACAAUAAUCUGUAAUACUCUGUUCUGAUGAACUAUGUUUGUGAUUAGUCAAUGAAUCAUAAAUGUCGAUACGUAAUCUGCUUAUAUAAUAUUAUUUGUGUACCAAAGGCCCCUAACAUGCCUUUCUCAGAUGAUAUCUUUAUUAAUAUUUAUUUAGUUAGUGAUUUAAAUAACAUUAAACAAUUAGA
Messenger RNA from Rubroshorea leprosula, 1280 nucleotides. The record is from the annotation of a GenBank genome assembly. Lineage: Eukaryota; Viridiplantae; Streptophyta; Magnoliopsida; Malvales; Dipterocarpaceae.